Salvia splendens (bonfire salvia) is the source of this 1815-nucleotide messenger RNA. Its product is annotated as receptor-like protein 33. Gene Ontology annotation, molecular function: protein binding. NCBI's taxonomy places the organism in Eukaryota, Viridiplantae, Streptophyta, Magnoliopsida, Lamiales, Lamiaceae. The transcript has a single exon. The coding region runs from base 1 to 1815 and encodes 604 amino acids. The record is from RefSeq and is a predicted model, not a curated record.
AUGGCAACGGGCGUCUCGGUCCAUGGCCAAUGCCGCGAGGACCAAGAGGCUGCGUUGCUCGGGCUCAAGAGUGAGUGGAAAUUCGACCCUUCUUAUUCGAAGAAAAUGGUGCAUUGGAAUCAAAGCCAUGAGUGUUGCAGCUGGGCUGGUGUGCGAUGUAUUGAUGGUUAUGUAAUCUGGUUGGAUCUUUCAAAUGAGUCCAUUUCAGGUGAUAUUAGUACCUCUUCAAAUCUUUUCAGUUUGAGACAUCUGACAAUGUUAGAUUUGAAUUCUAAUUCAUUGGGUGGCAUGAUUCCCCACCAAUUGUUUGCCCUUCACCAGCUUAUGUACCUCUCACUCUCAAACAACUUGUUCAACAACAUUUCUCAACCCGAAAGCGAGGAAUCCCUUCCCCCUUCUCCACCCGAAAGCGAAGAAUACAGCAUAGAAUUCCUUGGCCACUUCUUAGAUCUUGCUAACAACAAUCUAACCGGAGAUAUUCCAAUCAUCUUCUGCAGUUACCCAACCUUCACCGUUGGCCUCGACUUGUCCUUCAAUAACUUCAUCGGUAGCAUACCUCCCUGCCUCCUGCAAAACCUCAAAGUGCUCAACUUGAGGGGGAAUAGAAUCAACGGCAGCAUCCCAGAUCAGUUUCAGAGUUGUUUUCUUUCCUCGUUAGACCUCAGCAACAACGACUUGGGCGGGGAGAUUCCAAAGUCCAUUGCAAGGUGUGCCUCCUUGCGCGUCUUGAAUGUCGGAUACAACAACUUCGAUGAUGUCUUCCCAUGCAUGCUGCCUCCAAGCUUGUCGGUUCUCGUGUUGCGUUUCAACAGAUUCCAUGGCGAGGUCAGGUGUAGUACCAGCUGGCCAAAUCUUCAAAUUGUCGAUAUUUCUUUCAAUGAUUUCAGUGGAAGCCUCGGUUCGUUAAGAUUCUCAGGUUGGAAAGAAAUGAUACUAGACUCGAAUGUGACACAUCAUCGGAAACUGGGCUGCCAACCGGAACCUGGGCUGCCAACCGGAAACUGGGCUGCCAACCGGAAACUGGGCUGCCAACCAGAAACUGGCAUAAGCGCAACUGGAACCACUGGGCUGCCAACAGGAAACAGGCGUAAAAAAACAAUUAUUAAUGUUGGUUCUCCAUUGGAUUACUACCAUGAUGAGGUGACAUUAACCAUGAAGGGGAUUGAGCUUCAGCUUGUCAAGAUAACUCCGGAGUAUACCUGCAUUGAUUUCUCCUCCAACAGCUUCAACGGAGGCAUACCAGAUGCAAUCGGUGAUCUAAGCUCACUCUUUCUCCUCAACUUAUCCCACAAUGCUCUCACUGGCGCAAUCCCAAGAUCGCUAGCUGCCCUGAGGCUUCUCGAAGCGCUCGACCUCUCUGUCAACCAGCUCAGAGGACGAAUACCAGAGGAGCUUGCGCACCUCACAUUCCUUUCAUUCUUGAAUGUGUCUAACAACGUGCUUGUCGGAGGUAUUCCAAAUGGCCCUCAAUUCCAAACAUUUUCUCCGAAUUCCUUUGAAGGGAACAAAGGGUUAUGCGGCUUCCCACUCAGAAACUGCAACGGGCCGCCUGGGGCUGGUAUCACGCCAUCAAAAUCGAAACACAAGGAGAUAGAAUGGGAAUUUGUGUUUGCUGCUCUUGGUUAUGUUGUGGGAUUAGGAAGCAUUUUCUGGGCACUUUUAUGUUGCAGAAGCUUUAGGGAGCCAUACUUUGAGAAGAUAGAAGAGGUUGCUGAGGAGAUAUUGAACCGAAGAGCCGAGAAAAGAAGAGAAGAAAAUAGAAGAAGAAGAUUAGAGAUGAGGAAUGAAUUUAGGAGACAACAAAGAAGUUGGUGA